This is a messenger RNA of Trichoderma harzianum CBS 226.95, 1338 nucleotides long. RefSeq lists its product as hypothetical. The record is from RefSeq and is a predicted model, not a curated record. The annotation marks the transcript as partial. NCBI's taxonomy places the organism in Eukaryota, Fungi, Ascomycota, Sordariomycetes, Hypocreales, Hypocreaceae. The transcript is spliced from 4 exons.
AUGGCCUUAGAGAACGCAAUUUAUAACAAAGCCGCAGAGUGCUUGGAAAUCUUCAAUGAUUGUAUUGAGUCAAUGGUAUCGGCGCCAUGGCCGCAAGACCAGCUUGACCGAUUCAACCUUUGGGCCGCUCACGGCGGCAUCUUUGGAAGUUAUCAGAAACGUACUUCCAUGGACUGGCGCCUGCGCGAGCGACCAGAGCUGGUGGACAUGAUACUGCAACUCCUGGCUCUACUGCAUGAGUAUCUCUCUGCAAUCUGUACCUUGGCCGAUCCUAUUGCCGGAAGGGCUAUCGCGACUGUAGAAGAUAUAGGCAGCCAGACUCAACUGCCCUCGUCUCACGUAUCAAAAUCGGCUAGCUCAUCAGAAUGUUCAUUUGGCCAGGCUCCCGAGACAUCGUCUGUAGUUGCAGACCCAAUCGACACAAUGCGAGAGAAGGUGGAGCAGGCGCUUUCAGAACUUUUCAGAAUUUCUGCUGCCAUCCGCUCCGCUGGGAUGAGUUACAGACAUACCAAAGCCGCAAACUUUGUUGAAUGGCAGGACGGCGUGAAUUUAACACAAAAAUUCAGAGAAGGCGUAGAGUUGUUGCUGCGAUACAAGAAGCCUUCCCCUAUCGACUACAUGGUGAAGCGGCUAAUCGAAACCGUUAGUUUACGGCAACGGGAACUAGCAUACUCCCGCCGCAAGAGGGUGGGCCGGAGUGAAAAAGAAGCCAAAGAAGAGUCCUUCAAGUCCCACACACAACAUGAUGCGGUCCAGUCAACAGUAUACACCGCCACAUACGUGCCUACAACGGUUUUUUCUCAGACAAAGCCUGUGAAGAGCUUGAUGAUACGACCUCAGUGGUCUACAAUAGACGAUUCUCUCACCAAUCUUCCGCUACCACCAGAAGUGGGCGAAAAAUUGGAGUUUGAAUGCCCCUAUUGUGGAAUUCCACUCGCAAGGGCAAUAUUCCAAGGACCUGCCUGGAGCGAUGCAUGGAUCAGUCACAUGCAGACGAAGCAUAAAGUGGCAGAAUGGAAAUGUGUCUCAUCGUGUCAAUCAAAUAUACGGACCUUCCAGACGGAAGCAGAAUUCUUAAUCCAUACCGAGAAUGAACACAAAGAAGAUUUUACAACCGAAGAAAUGCUCGAGCUGGCAAAUAUCGGAAGAUACGAGAUAAAUCGGGAGCUUGGGGUUGAUAUUUUGCUGGAGUGCCCAAUAUGCACAAUAUCGUUCGAAGACCAUGAAUUUUUGACCGUGUACAGUCACAUCGCCGAAGAGCUUGCGGAAUACGCCUGGAUAUCUCUUCCAGAGUCCCCACAUGCCGAUACAAACGUGUCCCAGAAAGCUUCUUCAAAG